Molecule: messenger RNA, 1328 nt
Organism: Carassius auratus (goldfish)
Lineage: Eukaryota; Metazoa; Chordata; Actinopteri; Cypriniformes; Cyprinidae
Product: interleukin-12 subunit beta-like
Exons: 8
Coding region: 233-1123 (296 amino acids)
Molecular function (GO): protein binding
Source: RefSeq, a predicted model, not a curated record
UUCACUUUGUUUUGUUAGCUCAUAGAUGGUUCAGCGGUUUAUAGAAUAAAGGGGCAUCAGAAUCAUCAGACUACACUGGAAUUGGGAACUCUAAGAAUCCGCGGACGUUUGCCCAACGGUUCCGUGUAGGCUACGUUAUAAAACACGUCCAGACCCCAGCGGAGGACACACGGAAAGGACGCGUCCAUCACACCUGAGAGUUUUCGCAACUAUUGACGCAACAGCAUCGAAGAUGGCUGGGUUGAUGAAGUUCACCCUUCUCUUUUGUUUGUCCAUAGUGAGGAUGGCUGCGCUUAACAUUUUCCCUGAGAAAUUUAAACUGGCUGAGAGAAGCAAAUCCGUUACCCUGACCUGUAGAACAGAUAAAGACAAUAUCAAAUGGAGACUGGAUGAUAGCAUACAGCCGAUAUCGGAAACAGAGUUUGAAAAACUCAAUGGGCGGGAUUUGACCGUGAUUAACCUGCAGGAAGACCUAACCGGUAAUUACACCUGCUGGAGUGAUACGGGUCUUGAAGACUACACCUAUCUCCUGCUCGACAAGUCUAAAGAAGUUACAGCUUUUAAUAUCAACUGCACAGCUGAAACCUUUUCCUGCUCUCAAAAAAUCAAAUGUGCCUGGACAUCAGAAGAAUUUACUGCUUUCAGACUUCGCAAUACAAGGGAUGAUGGUGACUGGGUGUCACAGUCCGUGGAUGGGGAUUUUUUUCUCCCACAUUCCACCAAUUCAUAUUCUGAAGAGUCUGAGCGGCUGCUGAUCACAGGGGAGGCAGUUUCCACAUGCUGCUAUAUGAAAACGGACUACAGCUUCUAUCUACGAGACGUUGUUAAGCCAGCAGAUCCAGGCAUUUCAAUCUGCUCUAUAGAAAAUGAGGGGAGUGAUGAACAAAUCAUUGAAAUAGAGGUGAAGCCUCCCUCGACCUGGCCGCAGCCCCACAGUUUCUUUCCUCUUAAGCAUGAGAUUGAGUAUGAGAUACGGCACAAUGGGGAGCUGAAGACUGAAGAAAGGGAAGAGGGCUCAAAGAUCAAAGUUAAGGGCUCCAUCACCAAACUAAGGGUCCGCUGCAGAGACCUGCUACUCCUCUCUCAGUGGAGCGAGUGGAGCAAGUGGAAAAAUGUAAACUAGCGAUUAAAACCUCCCCUCCUCCUGAACCCUUUAUUUAUAUCUCCUGUCCCAUUUUUCCAUUCCUUAUUUAUUAUUUUUUAUAUGUGUUUAUGUAUGGAUGCAUGUACCAUUUCUCUGUCCUAUUAAAAACCUUUGCUCGUCUGUUCUGUCUCUCGCUUCCUUCAGAUUAAGCAAUAUCACAGUUGCGAUCAUGGUGUCGCAUGGC